AUCAUUAAUCUCUGUAAUCAUUAUUAAUAAUAAUGGAGAGAGAAUGGAAUAAUGUUAAAGCUAUUAACUUUGGCUGACCGACAAUUUCAUAUCGGUUUUCAAUUUCCAUAUUUAACACAACAAUCACCAUUUACCCUUUUUAAUUUAUAAUUUUAUUAUAUUAAAUCAGUAUUUGAUUAUUAUUGGAAGUCGUCUCGCCAUAUCCAUCCCUCUGUCUGCUCUCAUCCUCUCCAUCUUUGUCAGUGUUACUCAGUGCAUGAAAAUGCAGGAUCCAAGGAUGUUAACAUCAGGAGAAAUCACAAAUUCCAAGCCACGCAAAAAGAAAGUGUCAACCUCCAGAGCUGCCUUGAUCCCAUUACAAGGUAAUGAUGUUAGAGAGUUUCACCUGGUACAGGCGCCUCUAAGAACAAACCAGAAGGCCUCCAAAAGGAACUUGAAGAAUGAAGGCUCUCCAAUGAUCCAGCAACAAGAGAGGUCAAACUCAGAUUCAUUGCCCGACUCCUCGACAUCAGGAAAUGAAUACCGUGCACUCAGAAGGAAGUACUUGCUGUUGGAGGAAGAAAGCUUCGGCUUAGGGAGAGAGUUGAAGGUGGUCGAAGAUGAGGUUAAGACUCUGGAAGAUGAGAAGCUUGCACUGUUAGACAAGCUUGUUGUGUUAGAAGGCCUAAUUGAUCCUUCAGAAGUGCAUCCCAAUGGAACGCAAUCAUAAUUCUUAAUAUAUAUCCGUGCCUCGUUCUCGGUGAACUUCGGUUGGUCUACUUGUAUAUUGAAUCAACGCAUUGCAUUACUUCACUAAUGCUGAAAUAUGCAACUGAUAGGUAGAGCUAAAAGUAUGAAAAGCUCUUAGUAGAUAAGCUCCUAGACAUGUGUCAUUAGCUCCCAAUCUGCUUUUUGUAAUGAUAAAAGAGUCUGGAAUUCUUUUUAACUAUCUUAUCUCAUAGUCAAUAUCAAGAUUUGAUCUUACAUAAUGUAAUAUUACAGAUAUUCAUUAGCGAGGUUUGCAAGUUUCUUUGGUUCCCCCAUGGGGGUUCUUAGCUCCUCUUGA
This is a messenger RNA of Ricinus communis (castor bean), 1045 nucleotides long. RefSeq lists its product as uncharacterized. The transcript is spliced from 2 exons. NCBI's taxonomy places the organism in Eukaryota, Viridiplantae, Streptophyta, Magnoliopsida, Malpighiales, Euphorbiaceae. The record is from RefSeq and is a predicted model, not a curated record. The coding region runs from base 257 to 709 and encodes 150 amino acids.